AUGUCGGUGGCUGCCGAAGACCUGUCGAACGCAAUGAAUCCCGGACUGGUUUCGGGCGGCGUCUCGGGAGGAACGUCGGUCGAUCCCGGCACGAUGGGUACCACCGGAGGUGACGGCACGGCGGCCACCUCGGCAGCCCAGGCUGAUGGAGAGCAGGCCGCCGCGGUGCUCGAAGGCCAAGCCAACGCCGACCAGCAGCCCGAGGAGGCCGCAGCGGAGCCGCCUAAGCUGGCGUCGCAUACCGGAGUCGGGGGGACCACUCUGGACAGUGCGGUGGCCAAAACACUGGCUGCACACGGCGCGCUCACGUCGCUGUCGGUCACGGCCGGCGCGCUCAUCUACGACUACGCCAUGGACGGGGACCCGGCGCGCUCUCGUUCGGCCACCCUCGCUUUGCUCUCGUACGGCGCUGGCGACCUGGUCGGACGCUUGUGUUACGAGGCGCUUCUUGGCGACGGCGAGCACCGGAAGGUGUUGGCACUUCAGGCAAUGUGA
Dermacentor andersoni is the source of this 495-nucleotide messenger RNA. The record is from RefSeq and is a predicted model, not a curated record. NCBI's taxonomy places the organism in Eukaryota, Metazoa, Arthropoda, Arachnida, Ixodida, Ixodidae.